UGAUUUGAAAUUUUGAAAUGACUCCCACCUCUUUUCCCUCACUACAUUCCUUCUUUCGUUCAGAGGAAAUCAUUCCCUACUCUGAACUGCUGUGAACUAAAAGGAUAACUAAUCACAGCCUUGCCCUCUUGCAGGCUCGAUGACUUUGCAGAAGACAUUAAGGCCUAUCCAACAACUUUGGUUCUAAAGUUCAUGAUUAACUGUGGAUUGAAAUAAACGAUACGUGAAGAGCUUUCAAGAAUUCCCAGGGUAGAUCCACACAAAUAAUCUGCUAUGACCAAUCACCAGGAAUGGAAGGAAAACCCUGCAGAAUAUUGCCCAGGUGGUUACCAUCCAGUGCAAAUCGGCGAGGUGCUCAACAGAAGAUACCAAGUCAUCAACAAGGUUGGAUGGGGUUAUUUUUCUACCGUUUGGCUGUGCCAUGAUGUGCAAAAGAACAAGAAUCUCGCUGUGAAAAUAUGUAAAAGUCAGAGAAAAUUUAGUGAUACAGCCCUUGAUGAGAUCUCACUGCUAAAAUGUGUAAAUGGAGCUCGCAAGAAAGAAUCAGAUGGCGAAAAUAUAAUACAAUUUUUGGACGAUUUCAAAUUGAUUGGAGAAAACGUUUUACAUGUAUGCUUGGUAUUUGAACUUCUUGGGCCUUCACUAUUACAUCUGAUGAAGAAUUAUGGUACAAAUGGUCUUCCCAUGACAUGUGUGAAGAGGAUUCUCCAACAGGUGCUAAAAGGUCUGAACUUUCUUCACAAGAAAUGUCGUAUUAUUCACACAGACAUAAAACCAGAGAACAUAUUAGUGUGUGUGAAUACUGAUAAUCUACAGCAAUACAUGGAGGAGGCGGUUGUAUGGAACCAAAACAGAUUAGACAAUAUAGAAGGUCCAGCAACAGGAGUCAGUGUGAACUUCCUCACUCACCUUUUUGAGACCGGGAAUGCGGACAUGCUGGGGGUUAAAAUUGCUGACCUAGGCAGUGCCUGCUGGGUUUAUAAGCCGUUUUCUGAGGAGAUCCAAACCCAGCAAUACAGGGCACUGGAGGUUCUGUUGGGAACAGGAUAUAGUACCCCUGCAGAUAUAUGGAGCACAGCGUGCAUGGCAUUUGAAAUGGCUACCUCAUCCUAUCUGUUUGAGCCACAUGCUGGUGAUACAUUCUCAAGAAAUGAUGAUCAUAUUGCUUGUAUAAUUGAACUUCUUGGUCGUAUCCCACCAAAAAUUGCAUUAUCUGGAAACAAUUCAACAACUUUUUUCAACAAGCAAGGGGACCUUCUGCAUAUCCCUUAUCUAUACCCUUGUGGUCUCCACGACACUCUUGUGAACAGACAUAAGUGGCAAAUGAAUGAGGCCCUAAUGUUCGCCAGUUUUCUUCUUCCGAUGUUGGAAUAUGCUCCUCAAAAACGUGCCAGUGCAGAAAAAUGCCUACAGCACCCCUGGCUACAAUGCUGAAGAGAAAGAACAGUAUUGUUUUAUUUUCAUCACAAUAUAAAUAUACUCUAAAUAUUGAAUAUGACUAACUCGAUUACUAUUAUUUUUUACUGUAUCCAAGCUUAUAAUAAAGAUUAAAUAUUAA
This is a messenger RNA of Pelobates fuscus (common spadefoot toad), 1558 nucleotides long. RefSeq names its product SRSF protein kinase 3-like. The transcript is spliced from 12 exons. NCBI's taxonomy places the organism in Eukaryota, Metazoa, Chordata, Amphibia, Anura, Pelobatidae. The coding region runs from base 274 to 1434 and encodes 386 amino acids. Gene Ontology annotation, molecular function: ATP binding; protein serine/threonine kinase activity. Gene Ontology annotation, biological process: intracellular signal transduction; spliceosomal complex assembly; peptidyl-serine phosphorylation. The record is from RefSeq and is a predicted model, not a curated record. Gene Ontology annotation, cellular component: nucleus; cytoplasm.